AUGGAUAUCAUUGGUAACUAUGGUAAAGCGUCAGGCCAAGAGGUAAACAUGGAUAAAUCCUCUAUUAUGUUCGGUAAAAAAGUGCCUUCAGAGGUCAAGGAAAAGGUUAAGUCCGUCAUUGGCAUUUCCAAGGAAGGGGGUUUGGGCUCCUAUUUGGGAAUCCCUGAGAGUCUUGGAGGAUCGAAAGCUCAAGUUUUCGGUUAUGUUCGCGAUCGGUUGAAUGACCGGGUAAAUGGUUGGAAUGCAAAAUUUUUAUCUAAGGGAGGGAAGGAGGUUUUACUAAAGUCGGUAGCUUUGGCCCUGCCCACGCAUGGAAAGAUCGGGGGCUCCACUGGGUGGCUUGGGAUAAAAUGUGUAAGGAUAAAUCAGAGGGAGGAUUGGGAUUUCGGGAUUUGGAAAUUUUUAAUGAUGCGUUAUUGGCUAAACAGUAUUGGCGUUUAA
This is a messenger RNA of Camelina sativa (false flax), 441 nucleotides long. The record is from RefSeq and is a predicted model, not a curated record. NCBI's taxonomy places the organism in Eukaryota, Viridiplantae, Streptophyta, Magnoliopsida, Brassicales, Brassicaceae.